Molecule: messenger RNA, 6897 nt
Organism: Anoplopoma fimbria (sablefish)
Lineage: Eukaryota; Metazoa; Chordata; Actinopteri; Perciformes; Anoplopomatidae
Gene: cuedc1b
Product: CUE domain containing 1b
Exons: 11
Coding region: 568-1794 (408 amino acids)
Molecular function (GO): ubiquitin binding
Source: RefSeq, a predicted model, not a curated record
UCCGGUCGCCAGCUGAACGUAAUGGCAUAUGUGCUGGUGUGUUGUUGAGGAACGGUAUCCUUCUGGUUCCCAUUAGAAUGCUUUAACCAGCCGCACGGCUGUGCUUCUGCGGACGUUACCGGUUCCGCUGGACCCUCCGGGCCUCCGUGAGUAACGCGAACAUUGUUCCGUGUUCGAGAAUCCCACAGCUUCAACUAACGGUGCUAAUGACUGUGAUGUAGCUAUACCUGUUUCCUGGCGGAGUUUGCCUGGUAUCUCUACCUAGUGACAGAACCUUUGACUUUUUCAUUUCUCUCGCCACCUGACUAUUCCAGCCCCUGCACCACCUUUUAUUAAAGGCAGCCAUGCUGGAUGCUGCUGAAUAACGAGUAGCAUUGGGGGGAAAACUCAAGUUUUUCUAAACUCCCUUUAAAAGACUGCCAUGUUUUGUGGUAGAAUGAGAAACUGAGCAGGGGUAAAGUGGAAAGCAAGUGAGACUGAAGGUGCCAGAGUGUUUGUGUUGGUGACAGAAAAGAAGAGCCAUCCUUUCAGAAGGUUGGCGGCACCUGAGGCAGCCAGGCCCUGAGGAUGACGAGCCUGUUUAAGCGCAGCAGCAGCAAUGGAGGCUCCGGAAGCAGUGGAAGUGGUGGUGGUGGUGGGGGCGGCGGCGGCGGAGGAGGAGGAGGAGGGCAGGGGCAGCUCAACAACAGCAGACCCAACCGGCAGGUCCGACGCCUGGAGUUCAACCAGGCCAUGGAAGACUUCAAGACCAUGUUCCCCUCUAUGGACUAUGAGGUGAUUGAGUGCGUGCUGCGCUCCAACAAUGGAGCGGUGGACGCCACUAUCGACCAGCUGCUCCAGAUGAGCAUUGACGGACAGGGCUCAGAUGACAGCUCCGACUCUGAUGACAGCAUUCCACCAGAGAUUCUGGAGCGAACACUGGAACCUGACAGCUCAGAUGAGGAACCGCCUCCAGUCUACUCCCCACCAACGUAUGAUAUGCACAUUUAUGACAGGAAAUACCCUGAAGCCCCACCAACACCCCCGCCAAGAUUUGAAGCCCAGCUACCACCAGGUCACCAGCAGGUCAGAAGCUACCGGAACUGGAACCCUCCUUUACUUGGAAAUCUCCCCGAUGAUUUUCUGCGGAUCCUGCCACAGCAGUUGGACAGUAUAAAGCAGAGCUCUCAGAGCAGUCUAUCCCAGCCUUCAUCGUCAUCGUCUUCCUCCGUUUCUUCAAUAAGCCAAUGGACAGCCCAGUCAGGUUCUCAGUCUGGAGCCGCAGGGACCUCUGGCAGUCUAGGUUUGACAACAGGAGCCACAGAGCAAGACAAGAAACUGAAGCAGUACCUGGAGGACGAGCGCAUUGCCCUGUUCCUUCAGAACGAGGAGUUCAUGAGAGAGCUGCAGCGCAACCGCGAGUUCCUCAUCGCCUUAGAGAGAGAUCGCUUGAAGUAUGAAUCAAAGAAAUCAAAGUCCACUCAUUCAUCUAGUAUGGAGAAUUCCACAGGAGAACAGUACUCUGCGGCUUCAAUGGAGGCAGUCUCAGAUGACGCCCUGUUCAGAGACAAACUCAAACACAUGGGUAAAUCAACAAGAAAGAAGCUGUUUGAAAUUGCCAGAUCAUUCUCAGAAAAGACUAAGCGGAGAAAGUCAAAAAGGAAGCUGCUCCUGAAGCACCAUUCAUUGGGCACAGCCAACUCUACAGCCAAUCUCCUCGACGAUGUAGAGGGAAACCCCUGCGAGGAAGACGGUCAGCCCAGAAGAGCUAACACUCAGGAAGAAAAUGAGCAGCGCAAUGAGCCAAUAUUAUGAUCCUCCUCUGCUGCACUAUAUCAGGGUUACCAUGGCGAAGGCAGCAGGACUCAUGGGUGGUGGCCUUGCAGCUCUUCCUGUCUCCACUUGCUCACCCCACCCUAAUCCAAACCAGCCAAUGUAAGGCUCAGCAAUGAGACCCCCUCCUCCCCAGGGAAAGGAGCUGGACUGUUCCCAGCACUGGCCUGACUGUCUAUAAAAGCAUUAUCUCUGUAUUAUAACACUUUGUUAAUAUAUAUCUUUUUAAAUGUAAAGAAAAAUGCAUAAGUCCUUACCAGUAUUGUUAACUGCUUCCUUUAAUCCACUGAGAGGACCACUAGAGUAGUGAUGAUCUUGCCAUAUGGACUUUUAUUACUUUUCCAGACUGUAUUCUGAUUGGUGCCCCUCAGGCUUGGCAUUUCAGACCCUUUCUAUACACUUAACCAUGUAGAGCUUUUUUACCAUGUUUUCUUAUCAGAUUGUAAUAAUCUGCUGUUUUUCAAAGUCAGGGGUUGUGUAACUGAAUUUCCUAUGUGUCAGAAUAUUUAAUGUGGCCAUUAAAGUUGUUGCUGUCCCAAUGUCAACACUUGGCCAUUCUAACCAGUUGAUCAAAAGGACUGUGUUAUUAGAAAGCAUGUUUGGAGCAGUUUAUUAGUUUACUUUGUUUGGCAAGGUGAAAACGGUGUCAUUAGAUCUAUUAUAGAGCCAUUAACAGCACAGCUGUCAGAAUAUCAAACCAGAAUCACGGAUGAUAAGCAAACAUGGGCAUCACAUGAAUGAUCACGUGAGUUAUAUACAUAAUGCUACGAAACGUGAUGCAGCAUAUGGUUGUCAUACCAGCAGACUUAUUAAAUAAAUCCAUUCCUUCAGUUGCUCUCCCACACAGCAAUAACAUGACUUUAAUGAAAAUGAAUCCGAGCAUGAUGCCUUCCUCUGCUUUUAAUAUUGUGGUGGCUGCAAUUUGUUAUUGGAGCAAACCAGCAGUGUCCUAGAAGGUAAAAACAGACCCAAUUACUGUUAACAGAGGCAAGGUUAAAACGGAAUUGGGCACUCCAAUUCCAGAUGUCAAUAUCUACCUCCUCCUACCCAUAAUACCUUGCAUGUUUUAGGUCAUGUCCUAUUGGUUUGGAAUACGUUUUCAGUUCUGCCACAUCCAGAGCUGAGACAGCGCAAUGCGUCGUGCUCUGAUUACCAGGGCCACAGGAGGGAAAACACUCAGCGCCACAUUAGAACACUAAGUGCUGAAAUGCCUGUAGCUAGCUACAACAUUAGAUUUCCGCAUGUCACAGGCUUAUUUUAGCACCUCAUGUCUUCCAGGGGUGCAGUUGAAAACUCUAACAAAUAUGGGACAAGUAAGCAAGCUAAUGUAGUUGAAUAAGCACUUGCCAACAUAAUAGUGCAUAGCUUUUUAAUUUAUCCAUAUUACACCAUAACACAAUUUGUAUACUGUCAUAAUGAUUUGGCUGAACUACAGAAAUUAAGUUAAAACUGACAUUUGGGCAGCUUUUCAGGAUCCCACAGUUUUCUCAUUCUUCCUGCUGAUGCCUCACUUUUGCCUUUUUGGUUUGGCAGCUUAUAAAAACUUUGUUCUGGAUUCUUUGAUGUGUUGCUAGUGCAUUGACCCACAUACCAGCUAUUAGGUAUUUAUCUUUUGUUUUCCAGCGAAAGUGACAAGGAGGCACCUUAACACAAUAAAAAGGCGACCGAAAGCGAUCACUUGUUUUCCCUUCCAGUGUGGGCGGGACUGUGGCUUAGACUUGCAUUUCUGGGCCUCCCUGUAAUUUUUCUUUUCGUGGAACGGCGUUGAUCUCACCUCACCUAUUGAACCAAACAUGCUUGGAGUGAGCAUGCCCGUAGAGCUCCAUUCACUACUUCACUAAACUUUGCUAAUAUUCUGCCAGAACUCUUGCACUAAACCGAAGAGAUGUUUGCAAGAUGUUAUGGAAAUAUGAAAUAUCACCUACUUUGCCAUAUCUCAGAUUGUCCUUGUAGCAAGUUAUGUCUUUGUUGAUCUCAUCUCCUUGAGUAAGCAUUUUCUAAAUACCAGUGUUGAUACUGUUAACAAUGGCAUCAUGUUUGGACAUGAGAGAAUUCAUUGUAUUGAUUUCCACAUGAAUGAUGGAUAUGUCUGUUUGGGAGGAUAAAACAUCUGAAACGCUAUUGGAUGAUCACCCUGUGAAGACUCAUUCUGAUAGGAUGCAGACCCUUUCUACUGCUCCUUCCAUUCGUAUGUGUAGAUGUGAAACUAGCAUGGAUUAAACAAGUAGUUAAAGUCUGAUGUAGCCUGUGUGAACAGAAGGUGUAAGGAGAGGAUAGAACAUCAGUGUUUUUCUUUCUCCCUUUUGUGCAUAAAAUGUUUCUUAACACUUCAGAAAAUCCCCACAAAAGAUCCCUUCUGGAUUGUUUUCUCCAUGUUGUGUGAGUGUUAUCUAUUACUUAACUAUCCCCUUUGAUUAAACUUCUUAAAUGUGCUAUUUGCUUGUUUAGUGAUGAACAAAGCUUGGAUAUACAGUAUAUGACAGUGAUUUUAGAUAAGGAAUUUGUUAAAAGGGCCACUCCAGUGUUUUAAUGCACAUUUACUAGAAGUCAUACAUGACAUAACUUUUAAAGCAACACUAUAUGAAAAGUAUCACUUGUAGUGACAAACUCACAGACUUUUCACCUCAGUUCGUUGAGCUUUUUGUCUUCGUCCGCUCGUUGGAGCAGCAGUUUUCAGUGGAACAGCUCUGCUAAAGCCACUGAACUCGACCUGCCCAGCACCAAACCGCACACGGGACAGUGAGAACCUAGCAGGGGAACAUAGAGGAACAUCGAGCAGCUAAAAAGUCACAUUUUUCUCCCAGUGGUCACAGUUCUGCUGCUGUCAGGUGGCCAAAAAAGAAAUGAAUGCAGCUUAAAUGAAUGGGCUGGAUGCACAAACACUGGUUAGUAGUCAUGUAGCUGGGUUGAAAGGUCAUCAGGUUCAGGUGUUAUAUUCUAAGGGACGUUCAUAUGUAGAAGUCCUGCUCUCCAGCUUUAAGGGACAAAUCCCUAAAUGACCCCAUCAUCAGAAUGAGGUGAAACAUUCACUCAUGACUCAUCAUUUCAGAUUAUUUACUGAUGUCAACUUUAAAGUCCAGUUUGACCAGCUUGUUUGAAAGUUAUACUUUAAUGGAGAACUCUGCAAGUUUACCCUUGUCUCAAAGUGAAAUGAAUUCAUAUUAAAAGUAUCUAAAAAUGAUUGACCUUUAUUUUUUGGGUGGAAUGUGAUUUGCAUAAUGGACCUUUUGAAAACAUCUGACACUCCAUCAGUGUAUUAAGAUCAAUAAAGAAAUCAGUUCAAAUUGAUCUAGUGAUUUCAGAAUGAAGACAAAAAAAACGAUGUCAUUCUCAGACAGAAGCCAGUCAACAUGAGUCACAGGAAGCAUUAAUGGAUGACGGGCUGUUGUUUUUAGUCCAUGACCUUUCACCCAGCCACCUCAACAAUCCAGAACCACAAUAGUGCCCAAAACUUACAUAUCCUUAGUCCAUAAUACUAUGAAAGGAAAAAGGAUCAAAGACAUGGAAUCAGUUUUUCAGGGUCUUGGAUACUGUGAUGGUUGUCUAUUGAACUGUUUCUAAUGAGCUGACUCCACAGUUGAUUCAGGCAGCAUUUGUCUGUGUACUUUUUGCUGUGGUGUGUCAGUGGGUUGAUGUUUGAUUCUUCUUUUAGGAAACUUAAAUUGAUGUCUUCUCCUCUCAGGGACCCCGAACCCCCCCCCCUUUAAUUCUCCUCCGUUUUGAUUUUAAUGCACCAUACAAGCACAAAUACUCCAAACAGGAGUAGAGGUUAUCAUCAUUAGGACUCUUGAGUAUCAUUCAGAGCUGUCAAUUAUAACAAAGAAAAUAAUUUAAAGCAACAGUCAAUUUGAAAAAUUAUUAAUAUUGCUCAUUCCACUUUCUCUUUAAUCACUGCACUUCCAUAAUCCCAAUUGGUCUUCCAGAAACACUUCAUUUCAUAGAUCUCGUCAUUUGAUGCAGCACUAACAGAAAAUCCAAUGUCACCAGUAAGGAAUACAGAAGUAGCUCACACACAGAAAUGUGCAAUGCUCUUCAUGUUCCAGGAUUCAUUUUGUUAUCUGGAUGUGAAGUCCAUAUGAUUCUGUAGAACUGAUCAGAUAAAGUGUAGAUCACAUGAUGCCACGUAAACUACAGCCACACAAUAUGUUGUAGUUUGAGGUCAUAACAUUGUCAGAAACCAAUAAAAUCGUAGUUUUUGUUAGGUAUGUAUGUUUGAUUAAGUAUUCACAGUUUCCAUUUCAUUUUCUUUCUAUUUUACAUACACCCUUUUAUUUAAAAAUGUGUUUGAAGAUGUGAUUUUGAGUUCAUAAACUGAAUACACAUCUUUAAAUGUAAAAAUAUAAAAAUGCUUCCUUGAACUGAUUUUUCCAAUUCAUUUAAAUGUUAUGUUUCAAUAUGUAAUAAAUAAAUAUUUUUUAAUUUUAGUUAAGUAUACACUCAACCUGACUCCUCAUAAAUGAGUCCGGUUUAUGACAAGUGCUAGAAAUCAUGGAAAGUGUAAGAUGCUGUAAGGGGGGAUUUUUUUUCAGUAUGUAUGCACACCCACAUUCUCGAGUGAAUCAUUCAAGCUGGUUAGCAAAGAGAACUUCUGUUGAGGAGAACCGAGCAGCUGGAUCACCAACGGCUGCUCAGAGAAACACUAACUUCAUGAAUGUACAUGAUCUGCCGUGGAGCCAUUUAGCAACAUGCUCAUUGUUUACAGUGAUAUGAUUUCUAAAGAAUGUAUGCCAUAUCCGCACAGCAGAAACCACAUCCAGGGCUAGACACGUUCCAAACCUUUAACACCGAGCUCACCUCUUCAUGUUACUAUUAGUCAUUAAAAUGCCCAACAGGAAGAAAACAUUAGCCAUCGUCAGAUCUCAAACUCUCACUGAACUGUUUUUUUUUUCUGAAGAAAGGGAAGAUUAGACAUGUGUGCUCCUCCAACAGUUCUUAGUGAUUGUUGUUUGAAUUUUUAUUUGUAAGUUUUCUUGUAUGCAAGGAAAUUUCUUAGUCAUUGAUGUAAUUUUGUUGUACCAUGUCUGAUUUGUUUGUGAGGUGUAUUUGUAAAUACAAUAACAUGAUCAUUAAAGUUUUUUUCUAUAA